Molecule: messenger RNA, 1950 nt
Organism: Xiphophorus maculatus (southern platyfish)
Lineage: Eukaryota; Metazoa; Chordata; Actinopteri; Cyprinodontiformes; Poeciliidae
Product: E3 ubiquitin-protein ligase TRIM21-like
Exons: 1
Coding region: 206-1828 (540 amino acids)
Molecular function (GO): zinc ion binding; protein binding
Source: RefSeq, a predicted model, not a curated record
AUAAGUGGGGGAAAUUCCUUGAAUGCCUUGAAAUUCCACUGGAAGAGCUGGAAGGAGUGACUGGAGAGAGGGAAGUCUGGACCUUCCUACUUAGGCUGUUACUCCCACUGAACUCCCUUCAUGGAACCCGAUCAGAACAUCUCAGACCUUCAGAUCAGAUAAUCUGUUAAUCAUUGAUCUGUGUCUCCUGUCCUCAGAUUCAGACAUGUCUUCUGGCAGCAGCCGGCGGUCUGAGGAUCAGUUUCUGUGCUCCAUCUGUCUGGAUGUGUUCACUGAUCCAGUCAGCACACCAUGUGGACACAACUUCUGCAAGACCUGCAUCACUCAGGACUGGGACGGAAAUGUUCCCUACAAAUGUCCUCUGUGUAAUGAACAUUUCACCUGCAGACCUCAGCUCAGAGUCAACACCUUCAUCAAAGAGAUGGUUGAUCAGUUCAGACGUGAAGCUCAGCAGGAAGCCAGCAGCAGCUCAGAGCAACAAGCUGCCAAGCCAGGAGAAGUUCCCUGUGACGUCUGCACUGGACCCAAACUGAAGGCCCUGAAGUCCUGCAUGGUGUGUCUGACCUCCUACUGCCAGACUCACCUGGAGCCUCACCUGACCGCUCCACGUCUGAAGAAACAUCAGCUGAUGGAGCCGGUGGAGAACCUGGAGGACAGGAUGUGUCUGCAGCACGAUAAACCUCUGGAGCUGUUCUGUAGGAACGACCAGACAUGCGUCUGCUUGGUCUGUCCUGUUUUAGACCACAAGAACCACGAGCUGGUUCCUCUGAGAGAAGAAUCUGAAGGAAAGAAGGCAGAGCUGAGGAAGACGGAGGCUGAAGUUCAGGAGAUGAUCCAGGAAAGACGACUGAAGAUCCAGGAGAUCAGAGAGUCGGUGAAGAUCAGUAAAGAUGCUGCAGACAGAGAGAAAGCAGAAGGUGUUCAGGUCUUCACGGCUCUGAUAGAGUCUGCUGAGAGAGGCCUGAAGGAGCUCCUCAAGGAGAUCCAAGACAAACAGGAAACUACAGAGAAACAGGCUGAAGACUUCAUCAGAGAUCUGGAACAGGAGAUCUCUGAGCUGAAGAAGAGGAGCUCUGAGGUCAAGCAGCUCUCACAGGAUGAAGAUCACCUCCACCUCCUCCAAAGCUUCUCCUCCCUGAAAGAUGCUCCACCCACCAAGACCUGGACAGAGGUCAGAGUUCAUCCACCAUCAUAUGAGGGGACUGUAGUGAGAGCUCUGGCUCUGGUUGAGCAGAAUAAGGAGAAGAUAUUGGAGAUGAAGAGGAUCCAGCAGUUUGCAGUGGAUGUGACUCUGGAUCCUGAUACGGCUCAUCCUAACCUCAUCCUGUCUGAUGAUGGAAAACAAGUGAAACAUGGAGAUGUGAAGAAGAAACUUCCAGACAAUCCAGAGAGAUUUUCUCACUGUGUUUCUGUUUUAGGACAGCAGAGUUUCUCUUCAGGCAGAUUUUACUUUGAGGUUCAAGUUAAAGGAAAGACUGACUGGACUUUAGGAGUGGUUAGAGAGUCUGUUGACAGGAAAGGAAAAAUCAACCUCAGUCCUCAGAACGGUUUCUGGACUUUUUGGUUGAGAAAUGGAUAUGAGUACUUAGCUUUUGCUGGACCUCCAGUCCGUCUCCAUCUCCAUCCUGGUCCUCAGAAGGUGGGGGUGUUUGUGGAUUAUGAGGAGGGUCUGGUCUCCUUCUAUGAUGUAGAUGCUGCAGCUCUGAUCUACUCCUUUACUGGCUGCUGCUUCAAGGAGAAACUCUACCCAUACUUUAGUCCCAGCCUUAGUGAUGGCGGUAAAAACUCUGCUCCUCUGAUCAUCUGUCCUGUUGAUCAGACUCAUUGAUCUGAUGAAUCUCGAGAGGUGAGCUGGGAAACAUCCUCAGCAGGAAUUCAACAGUUCAGAUCGUUUUCUGCAGCUCUUUCUGAUUCUGUGUUUCUUUAUCUUCUCACUUCAGAUUUCUAAAA